AUGCCUAGGCCUGUUACGGUUAUCGACAGCAAUGUGACAAACGCGGUGCACCAGGUGAUGGAUGCAAUGCAAGCGCCGGUCUACUUCGAGACAUACAUCAUAAAGGGGAAAAAUAUGAAUCAUUUGACGUGGGAAGUGGUGGACUCGAUACGGAAGAACAAAGUGUGCUUGAAUGGCAGAGUCAAUAACUCCUUGUGUGGUGGUGCAAGGAAAGAGCUUGAUCUCUUUGCAUCUCUUGUCGACUGCUUUAAUCUUAAUGGUCAACCGAGUCGCCAUGAGAAUGUUGACAUCGUGGUGAUCAGAGAGAACACGGAAGGCGAAUAUGCAGGUCGGGAGCACGAAGUUGUUCCCGGUGUCAUAGAGAGUUUUCAGGUGACAAUGACAAAGUUCUGGUCAGAUCGUAUUGCUAAGUAUGCUUUUGAAUAUGCUCACUUCAGCAAAAGGAAGAAAGUUACAGCAGUUCACAACAAUGGAAAAUACGAAAAACUAGCUGAUGCGUUUUUCUUGGAGUCUUGUCAAGAAGUUGCUAAAAUGUAUCCAAACAUCACCUACAACGAAAUCGGUAUUAAUAACUGCUGUUUGCAGCUAGUAGAGAAACCAGAGCGAUUCGACGUCAUAGUAACUCCAAAUCUCUAUGGGCUAUAAUUGCAAACAUUGCUUCUGGUGUUGCUGGAGGAAGUUUUGGUGAUGACUAUGCAAUCUUUGAGCAAGUUGGAUCAGUAGGAAACCAUAAAAAUCCUGUGGCGUUACUGUUCUCUUCGGUUAUGAUGCUGAGACAUCUUCUGCUUCCUUUAUUUGCCGACCGGCUUAAAACCGCCGUGACACGUGUUAUCUCUGAAGGAAAGUGUGGGAACAGUAAUACAACUACACAAGAGGUUGUUGAUUCUGUAAUUGCAAACUUGGAUUGA
This is a messenger RNA of Arabidopsis thaliana (thale cress), 908 nucleotides long. RefSeq names its product isocitrate dehydrogenase IV (gene IDH-IV). Lineage: Eukaryota; Viridiplantae; Streptophyta; Magnoliopsida; Brassicales; Brassicaceae. The transcript has a single exon. The record is from RefSeq and is marked reviewed. The coding region runs from base 1 to 645 and encodes 214 amino acids.